Molecule: messenger RNA, 1422 nt
Organism: Carya illinoinensis
Lineage: Eukaryota; Viridiplantae; Streptophyta; Magnoliopsida; Fagales; Juglandaceae
Product: 2-hydroxyisoflavanone dehydratase-like
Exons: 1
Coding region: 159-1097 (312 amino acids)
Molecular function (GO): hydrolase activity
Source: RefSeq, a predicted model, not a curated record
AAAAAAUAUAUUCGAAUCCGAAGAUCUCACAAACUUGAAUACAUAAUUUAUAGAAGCUGUACACUCACUAUUUCAUCCGUCGAAUUACUGAAAGUGAGUCCCUAAAGUCUUGUGUUAUUUUGAGCCCUCUCUCUCUCUCUGAAUACGCAGACGCGUCAAUGGAUUCAAGCACCAACGAAGUAACCCACGAAUUCCCAACCUACUUCAAAGUAUACAAAGAUGGCCGCGUAGAGAGGUUCGGAAGACUCGGAGGCACCGACCGUGCUCCCACCGGCCUAGACCCCAAAACCCAGGUCCAAUCCAAGGACGUCGUUGUAUGCUCCGACACCGGCGUAUCGGCCAGGAUCUUCCUCCCCAAACUCAACGGGCCAGAUCAAAAGCUUCCGCUCGUCGUUCACUACCACGGCGGUGCCUUCUGCAUUGGAUCGCCUUGCAACCGGACCUUCCAUAAUUUUCUUGUAAAUCUAGCCUCCGAGGCCAAUGCCGUUAUUAUCUCCGUUGACUACAGGCUGGCCCCGGAGCAUCUUCUUCCGAUUGCACAUGAAGACUCGUGGGCUGCGUUGCAGUGGAUUGCCAACCACUCAGAGGGGCAAGGACCCGAGCCGUGGCUGAACGAGCAUGCGGAUUUCGGACGGGUCUUCCUGGCGGGUGAGAGCGCCGGAGCCAACAUAGCCCAGUACGUGGCAGUGCAAGCCGGCGCCACCGGAUUGGCUGGUCCCAACAUCGUUGGGACACUCAUACUGCACCCAUAUUUCGGAAGUAAAGACAGCGACGACAAAAUGUACAAAUACAUGUGCCCAACGAGCACGGGUUUUGACGAUCCGUUGUUGUACCCGGAGGUAGAUCCGAAUCUGGGACGUAUGGCCGGUGGCAGGGUGUUGGUUUGUGUGGCUGAGAAGGAUUGGUUAAAGGAUAGAGGGUUGGGUUAUUGCGAAACGUUGAGGCAGAGUAGUUGGGCUGGGACGGUGGAAUUAUACGAGACAGAAGGAGAGGGGCAUGCCUUUUUCCUGCUGAAUCCGACUAGCGACAAGGUGGAGCCCCUGGUGAAAGUUCUAGUUGAUUUCAUUAACUUCGGUGAAUCCGACAAGCAUCACUGACUUCUUUUGGCUUCCCAUUACUUCGGUGCGUGGUUCUGGUCACUGGUGAGCUACGGCUGGCAUGAAAGAUAAUAAAUUUGGGGAGUUUGCUGUUUCCUACGCGUUUAUGUCAUUGCUGGUCUUUGUUUUAUCCGAGGAAAUUGCUUGUUGAAAGACACAGAUCUAUAGGUAUACUAUUUUCGAUCUGAAAAUAUUAUUCAUAUUGUAACAGUAUAUCGUUGUUGCGUAGACAUGUCCAUUGGCCAACCGGGAAUCGCUCCGGUGAUUUCCUUCGGCAAAUGAGGAAAAGUUUUGUUAUAUAUAAAUAAAGUUACAAAUUAAUUUA